GUCACACACCCCCACCGGCCGCAGCCACCGAGCGAGCACCGGGCCCGGCAGCAGCAGCAGCACCGCGCACACACACAGCAGGCAGCCGGUGACAGUGAGACGCAGCCGCAGCGCGGUGCGGGAGGAGGGGAGCCAGGAUGGAGCCGCCUCCCUCCCCUGUGACGGGGACAGCAGCAGCCGGAAGGGAGAACUGAGCACGGGUCAGAGUCUAUGUGACCCCGGUUCUGCCCCGUUCCCAUGGGCUCCGGAGCUCUGUCCGCCGGGCCCCCGCCGCCCCCGACCCCGCACAAGAAGAUGAAGAAGCGGAAGGAGCUGAACGCUCUGAUCGGCCUGGCCGGGGACGGCGGCAGGAAGAAGCCGAAGAAGGGUAGCGGGCACCGGCUACUGCGCACUGAGCCCCCGGCCUCCGACUCUGACACCGACACUGAAGAGGAGGAGGACGGCUACAGCUCGCUGGGGGACCGGCACUUCCGCUGCAGGAGGGUGGGGCUUCUACAGUGCUGCAAGGUCUGUUACCCCUUCUGUGGCUUUAUCGUGCUGACGGCAUGCACAGUGACUUGUAUUGGCCUCGUCUGGAUGCAAGUUGCCCUGAAGGAGAACAUUGAUACACUUAAAGAACAGUAUAAAGCAAUCGAGUCCAGUCAAAAGAAUUCGUUACAGGAGCUUCCCAAAAUAAAUGAAGAUUUGCUUGUGAAACAGAAACAUCUGGAUGAAAUUGUGAAUGGGGACCGGGGUCUAAAUAUGCUGUGGACGAACAUCACAGAGAUGAACAAGCAGAUUGCUCUUCUGACCAGUGCUGUGAAUCAGCUAAAGGCCAACCUAAAAUCUGCUUCUGAUUUGAUUAACCUUCCUAAGACCAUGGAAGAGCUUCAGAAGAGUGUGGCCAGUCUGGGCAGCACGUUAACCAGUGUCCACCAUGAUGUGGAGACCAUGCAGACUGCGGCUAAGGAGCAGAAAAGAAAAGUGGAAACACUUCAGAAGGAAGUAGCUAGCGUUUCUGUGAGUCCCUCCCCAACGGCUGCUCCAGGUGUUGGAACACACAGCCUAACACAGGUAGAAAACACUGUGGAGGGUCUGAAUGCCACCAUGCUGUAUUAUCUGAGACAGAAUGACCUGAGGCUUCACAGUGUGGACGCCACCAUCUCUAACAUAAGCCAAAGAGUCUCUGUAUUAGAGAGUAACCUGCUGCUUGUUAACAAGACUGACAGUAAGGAGAACGACUCCUUGAGUGCAGUGGAAAGUUCUACAGAUCCCAGUGUUAUUUCUCCAGUCAGUGCAAACCGAAGCGCUGCUCCUGAGAGCUCGAAGAGGGAAAAAACUCCAGCUUCAGAAAUUCAAGAGCAGCUCCAGCUCAUCCAUGCACUGACGAGUAAUCCAGACAGCGAUAAAGUGGCUGAGAAUGGGAGAACCGCAGACAGCGGUGAGAUAGUAACAGCACAGCCUCUUCUUGCAAAAAUGCAUCCAAGGUCUCUUAAAAGGAAAAGAUCAAAGCAGGCCCUGUGGUCACCGAGCAUUAUUACAGCAAGAGAUGCAGAUGAAGUUUUCAGACAGUCUCCACAAGGGGUUAAUGGAAAGCUGUCCCUUCCAGAACUGAAAAAGCUGCUUGGUCCUCGCAUGCAAGUACCGCCGUCUCUUGCGGAAUAUGAUGUAGAUGGAGAUGACCUCUUCUCCCUUACAGAACUGAAGGCUGCCAUAGGGGCAUAGUCGGAACAUUGAACACUUACUGUGACGUUAAUUGGUCCUUGGUAAUCUUGCUGCAUUCUUCCACACCUUGAGAGCUUCAAUAAUUUAUCAGCUUCAGUGGUUGUCCUACUGCAGGGAACACUUGCUAUAUAUACCAGCCACAGUGAUUGUCCUACUACAGGGAACACUUGCUAUAUAUACCAGCUACAGUGGAUUCAAGGCGUUCUGGAGCCAAACAUUUGACUGAAAGAGAAAUAAACAAUAACUUUUUUUUUUUUUUUCUUCUCCAUAGUGUGGAACAUACUCAAAGACUAAUUCUCCUUGUUUUAUAGUUUACAUAAACUUGCCUUAAGCUAGUCAGUGUAUUGCACUUUAUCCAGCAUGUUGGACGGUCUCUUCCAGCACAGUAACCCUGCAGACAGAGCAGCCUCUUCUCAUAGAUCUCUAGAUGAAUAAGUGACAGGAGAACCCUCUUCCCAUCCCCUGUCUCACCCAGCUGUAACACAACAGCAGCUGCUCCUCUGCAGCCUGUACGCUCAGGCAUUGGAACGGUCUGUUCUGUGAAUGGAUCUGUGGUGAUGUGAGAGCUCAGGACUCUGUAACAACGGCCGCCUAUGACCCGGCAGCUAUAAAGCCUCACACUGACUUUGAACUGAGCCGUUUGCAUUGUUUUUAACCUCCUUGUGUUUUAAUAGUUGUCUAUGAAGUACUACUGGCCAUUACACCUGUACUGCUAAAAUGUGGGGUCAUUAAAGUUAAAGUAGUUCUAA
This is a messenger RNA of Pseudophryne corroboree (corroboree frog), 2453 nucleotides long. It is a transcript of the gene EFCAB14, whose product is annotated as EF-hand calcium binding domain 14. NCBI's taxonomy places the organism in Eukaryota, Metazoa, Chordata, Amphibia, Anura, Myobatrachidae. The transcript is spliced from 11 exons. The record is from RefSeq and is a predicted model, not a curated record. Bases 238 to 1704 code for a protein of 488 amino acids.